CAGUGUGGUUCAGUGACGCAACCGCGGGGUUAAUCAUGGCGGCGAGGUGCAUGAGGCUGGCGCGGCGCAGCCUCCCGGCGUUGGCGCUGUCGCUCAGGCCUUCUCCUCGCUUGUUGUGCACAGCUACAAAACAGAAGAACAAUGGCCAGAACCUGGAAGAGGACUUGAGUCACUCUGAGCCAAAGACAGAUCCACCCCCUACAGAUAAGACAGAUCCACCCCCUACAGAUAAGACCCUCCUGGAAGAGAAGGUGAAGCUAGAAGAGCAGCUGAAGGAGACCACGGAAAAAUACAAACGAGCUUUGGCAGAUACUGAGAAUCUGCGGCAGAGAAACCAGAAGUUGGUGGAGGAGGCCAAGUUAUAUGGCAUCCAGGGCUUCUGCAAGGACUUGCUGGAGAUUGCAGACAUCCUGGAGAAGGCAACCCAGAGUGUUCCAAAGGAGGAGAUCAACAACAACCCUCAUCUGAAGAGCCUAUAUGAAGGGCUUGUGAUGACCGAAGUCCAGAUUCAGAAGGUGUUCACAAAACACGGCUUGCUCAGGCUUGACCCCAUUGGGGCCAAGUUCGACCCUUACGAACACGAGGCCUUGUUUCAUACCCCUGUGGAGGGGAAAGAACCAGGCACUGUGGCACUAGUUAGUAAGGUGGGCUACAAGCUGCACGGACGCACGUUGAGGCCAGCUCUGGUGGGGGUGGUGAAGGAAGCUUAGCUGCCCUUCUCAGGGCUCUGGACUUUGUAAGUCACUUGCUAGAACUUGAAGGGCAGGCUUGUACUUUCUCAUCUAUGAAUACAUCUGACCCUUGCCCAGCCUUGUUGGAAAUGUUAAGGAAGCUAAGCAGAACAUGAAGCUGCUUGCACACUGUGCUGGUCACUGGGAGCCUGGUCACUGAGUUUAGCACCACCUACUUGAGAAGAGGGCCGGCAGGGCCUCAGGAGUAGAGUGACUAACAUUGUAUCUGUUCUACCGGGUGACUGAUAAGUACUUUACACAAAUAAAAGGUCUUUGGCUACA
Psammomys obesus (fat sand rat) is the source of this 1013-nucleotide messenger RNA. It is a transcript of the gene Grpel1, whose product is annotated as GrpE like 1, mitochondrial. The transcript is spliced from 4 exons. Gene Ontology annotation, biological process: protein import into mitochondrial matrix; protein folding. Gene Ontology annotation, cellular component: PAM complex, Tim23 associated import motor. Gene Ontology annotation, molecular function: adenyl-nucleotide exchange factor activity; protein homodimerization activity; protein-folding chaperone binding. Lineage: Eukaryota; Metazoa; Chordata; Mammalia; Rodentia; Muridae. The record is from RefSeq and is a predicted model, not a curated record. Bases 36 to 710 code for a protein of 224 amino acids.